This is a messenger RNA of Cuscuta epithymum, 823 nucleotides long. NCBI's taxonomy places the organism in Eukaryota, Viridiplantae, Streptophyta, Magnoliopsida, Solanales, Convolvulaceae. The record is from the annotation of a GenBank genome assembly.
GUAACUGCUGGAUUGAUUCCUUCAUCAUAAAUCCUUUAUCCGCUUUAGUCUUUUCUCUGAUCAAAACAUUACGCGUUCAAUAUACUGACGAUCAAUCAAACUGAGCAAACCUUACUGUACGUGUAAUUUUUUAGCAUAUUUAUUAAUCGGGUUUCUGGACUGAUCUUUCUUCAACUCUGCAUAUAUCUCGAGUUCUUUGCGCUGUUUUACAGAGGAAGAGAGGGGGAGCGAGAUGGGGAGACUGUUUGUUGUGAAUCUUGAGGGGAAAAUCUAUAGCUGUAAGCAUUGUGGAACACAUCUUGCUCUUUCUGAGCAUGUAGAGUCCAAGGCCUUCCAGUGCAAACAUGGAAAGGCUUACCUCUUCAGACAGGUAGUUAAUAUAAUUUCCGGGAAGAAUGAAGACAGAAUGAUGACGACAGGAUUGCAUACUGUCGCAGACAUCUUCUGUGUUGGUUGUGGAUCAAUUGUUGGCUGGAAAUAUGAAACUGCUUACGAGAAGGAUCAGAAGUACAAAGAAGGGAAAUCCGUCCUUGAAAGGUAUAAGAUUUCCGGCCCCGAUGGAAACAACUACUGGAUCAAUCAUGAAGCACAUGCCGUAGGAAGUGAUGGUGAUGAUGCGUGAUCACCUUUUAGGAUCCCAUUCCAUAUUGUUCUUGUAUAUACAAUUUCUCAUAUCUGAUUAGUAUCUUUAGCUUGUCAAGUCUCUUGUAUACCCCCAAAGGAUAACCGUUUUCUGUAAGCUAUUCAUGAUACGUAUGAAUUUCAACAAGCAUUUUAUGCAUGCUUGAAUCAGUUUAUACAUUCCUAAUUAAUCAAAUUUUCU